AUGGCUUCCCUGCGAGGCAUGCAGCAGCCUGAACUCUCAAAGAAACUCUACAAACUCAUUAAGACGGAAAACCACGCUAUCGGUGCCUACGAGACGGCAGGACGCGAACGCAUCGCCAUUGCCCAACAGCUCUCUGAAUGGGGAGAGGCUACCGGCGACGAUGCGGUGUCGGAGAUCUCGGACAAGCUGGGAGUCUUGAUGGCGGAAAUCGCCGAGCAGGAAGAUCUCUUCGCGCAAGCGUUGGAAGAUUACAGAGGCGUUCUGAAACAGAUCCGGAAUACUGAGAGCUCUGUUCAGCCUAGCCGAGACCAUAAAGCGAAGGUGUCAGAUGAGAUUGCCAAGCUCAAGUACAAGGAACCACAGAGCACUAAGAUUGUGCAACUCGAACAGGAGCUCGUCCGAGCGGAGGCCCAGAACUUGGUUGCAGAAGCGCAACUUACCAACAUUACCCGUCAAAAGUUCAAGGAAGCCUACGACAUCCACUUCGCCGCCACGAUUGAACGUGCGGAGAAACAGAUUAUCCUGGCUAAGCAAGCUCGCCGUAUCAUCAACCUGCUUGAUGACACUCCCAUCGUUCCAGGGGAUGCGCAUCCCAUCUUUGAAGGCAGCGAAGCCACCCGCCAAGUCCUUAAUGAUGCCGAAGAUGACCUCAGGAACUGGCAGCCUAAUCUUGAGCCCGUCCACUCCUCUGCCGGAUCGCUUGGUGUAGGUGCGAUGCCUGGAGGCGGACUGACUGGAAAUGGAAACGGAUAUGGAAGUGAAGCUGGGCAAGAUACCACCUUGCAAGAGCAUCCAGCCUACAGGGAGAAGGCGUCAAGGAGCAGGAGUGGCAGCGGCGAGAGGCGAAUUGCUAGUGGCGCCUCGUUGGGCUCAAAUGUUGGCGGAGAGGUGCGCCCACCAUACCCCAUGACCGAGGCAGAGAGAAGAGAGAUCGAGCAUGCGGGAGUCAUUUAA
Molecule: messenger RNA, 954 nt
Organism: Lindgomyces ingoldianus
Lineage: Eukaryota; Fungi; Ascomycota; Dothideomycetes; Pleosporales; Lindgomycetaceae
Exons: 3
Coding region: 1-954 (317 amino acids)
Biological process (GO): endocytosis; negative regulation of protein kinase activity; eisosome assembly
Cellular component (GO): eisosome filament; plasma membrane
Molecular function (GO): lipid binding
Source: RefSeq, a predicted model, not a curated record